Molecule: messenger RNA, 4171 nt
Organism: Macaca mulatta (Rhesus monkey)
Lineage: Eukaryota; Metazoa; Chordata; Mammalia; Primates; Cercopithecidae
Source: RefSeq, a predicted model, not a curated record
GCAGCUGGCUGGGAAGCGGUGCUCUGGCUCGGGCUGGCACACGCGGCUCGGGAGCGGCGCGCCGGCUCCGCCUCCGGCCCCCAUCUGCCCGCCGCGCGCCCGCCCCUCCCAAUUCCCAGAGCCGGGGCUGGGGCUUGCGGCGGCGGCGGCGGCGGCGGAUCUAGGCUGGGCUGCUGGGCGCGGGGCCAGGGCGGGCCGGGAGAGGCUGCUCCGGCGGUGGAUCGCGCGGAGGGCGGUGGCCUGGGCCGGCCGAACCAUGGCGGCCCCUGAACCGGCGCCGAGGCUGGCCCGGGAGCGGGAGCGGGAGGACGAGAGCGAGGACGAGAGCGACAUCCUGGAGGAGAGCCCGUGUGGUCGCUGGCAAAAGCGGCGGGAGGAGGUAAACCAGGGGAACAUGCCAGGGCUUCAAAGCACCUUCCUAGCCAUGGACACGGAGGAGGGGGUAGAGGUGGUGUGGAACGAGCUCCACUUCAGAGACAGAAAGGCCUUCGCGGCGCACGAGGAGAAGAUCCAGACUGUGUUUGAGCAGCUGGUGCUGGUGGACCACCCCAACAUCGUGAAGUUGCACAAGUAUUGGCUGGAUACCUCCGAGGCCUGCGCGAGGGUGAUUAUGGGCGAGGCCCCGGGCAGGCAGAGGCCACAGCCAGGUGGGGUGGGCAUGGGGACGAACGCGCAGCUGGUGGAAAUCCUGAGCUCGCACCCUGCAGGUCAUCUUCAUCACAGAGUACGUGUCAUCAGGCAGCCUCAAGCAAUUCCUCAAAAAAACCAAGAAGAACCACAAGGCCAUGAACGCCCGGGUAUGGGGAGCGGGCUGGGGCAGCCACGGGGACAGGACGGGGUUGGGGCAGCCUCGGGGACUGGGAUGGUGAGGGGGUGCCCAGUGGCCUCGGACAGGGACUGGGCGAGGAUGCGGGGCGGGCUCCGCAGGCCCAGCCGCCUCUCCUGCGCCCACCCGACGGAGUCGUGCGUCCGCCGCCAGGCCUGGAAGCGCUGGUGCACGCAGAUCCUGUCCGCGCUCAGCUUCCUGCACGCCUGCAGCCCCCCGAUCAUUCACGGGAACCUGACCAGCGACACCAUCUUCAUUCAGCACAAUGGCCUCAUCAAGAUCGGCUCUGUGUGGCACCGAAUCUUCUCCAAUGCGCUGCCGCAUGAUCUCCGAAGCCCCAUCCGCGCUGAGCGAGAGGAACUUCGGAACCUGCACUUCUUCCCCCCAGAGUACGGCGAGGUGGCCGAUGGGACCGCUGUGGACAUCUUCUCCUUUGGGAUGUGUGCGCUGGAGAUGGCUGUGCUGGAGAUCCAGGCCAACGGGGACACCCGGGUCACAGAGGAGGCCAUUGCUCGUGCCAGGCACUCACUGAGUGACCCCAACAUGCGGGAGUUCAUCCUUUGCUGCCUGGCCCGGGACCCUGCCCGCCGGCCCUCUGCCCACAGCCUCCUCUUCCACCGCGUGCUCUUCGAGGUGCACUCGCUGAAGCUCCUAGCAGCCCACUGCUUUAUCCAGCACCAGUACCUCAUGCCUGAGAACGUAGUGGAGGAGAAGACCAAGGCGGUGGACCUGCACGCAGUCUUGGCGGAGCUUCCCCGGCCCCGCAGGCCCCCGCUGCAGUGGCGGUACUCGGAAGUCUCCUUCAUGGAGCUGGACAAAUUCCUGGAGGAUGUCAGGAAUGGGAUCUACCCACUGAUGAACUUUGCAGCCACUCGGCCCCUGGGGCUGCCCCGGGUGCUAGCCCCACCCCUGGAGGAGGUCCAAAAGGCCAAGACCCCGACGCCAGAGCCCUUUGACUCUGAGACUAGGAAGGUCAUCCAGAUGCAGUGCAACCUGGAGAGAAGCGAGGACAAGGCGCGCUGGCAUCUCACUUUGCUUCUGGUGCUGGAGGACCGGCUGCACCGGCAGCUGACCUACGACCUGCUCCCAACGGACAGCCCUCAGGACCUCGCCUCGGAGCUUGUGCACUACGGCUUCCUCCAUGAGGACGACCGGAUGAAGCUGGCCGCCUUCCUGGAGAGCACCUUCCUGAAGUACCGUGGGGCCCAGGCCUGACCCAGUACCCCAGCCCCUGGGGACCAUGCCGGGGUGCUGCCCAGGCAGGCCAUGUGGGGGAGACCCCAGCACCGCGGGGCUGCUCUCCUCCGUGUGCCUGGGAGCACAAAGGCCCUGGUAGUGAAGAAACCCCCGCCUCCUGAGAGUGGGGCAGACCCUGCCUCGGGCGCCGCGGGGGUGGGGGGUGGGUGUGGGGGAGCCGUUAGGCCUCCCAGGUCCUUAGGUUCAGGGUUGCCCUCAGGACCCCUUCCCAUAUCCUCCAUUCUCCACCCUGAGUUCCUACCCAGGCUGCCUGGCCAGGGCCACUGCCUGCUCAGCAUGCAGGAGGCUGCCCUGCAGGGAGCCCCAGCUCUGGGGCUUGGGGGUGAGGGUCAGCCCUGGACAGACCUCUGCCCAGGGAACUGCUCCAUGGGGUCUGGGAGAGCAGCCAUCCCCGGCUGGCACCAUAGACCCACACAAGGAGCCUGCACAGCAAGCCAGCAGUGACACACCUGCAGGUGUCACGCAUGGCACUGGGCACAACAGGGACCUGGCAGGAGAAACAGACCACAGAGAGGUCUGGAGUUGAGGCUGUCAUCAGCAAAGCCCCUGGUCCCACACAGCUCUGCCCUGGAGCCACCUCUUUGACCCUUUACCCACCCCGAGACCAGAACCUGCAGCCCCUCUACAGAUCUCCUCUGGCCACUGCAGCCCCUCUACAGAUCUCCUCUGGCCACUGCAGCCCCUCUACAGAUCUCCUCUGGCCACUGCAGCCCCCCUACAGAUCUCCUCUCACUGCAGCCCCUCUACAGAUCUCCUCUGGCCACUGCAGCCCCCCUACAGAUCUCCUCUGGCCACUGCAGCCCCUCUACAGAUCUCCUCUGGCCACUGCAGCCCCUCCAACGGGCUUUUUCUCUCCUGCAUUCCCUGGCCUGGAGGGGUCAGGGCCCCCACAUCCUCUCUGCUCCUCAGAUUCACACCCCCUCCAUGUUACCUCCCGCACCUCCUCCCUGGGGCAGCUGCUCCCUGGGCCUCUGAGGAUGUCAGCUCCUGGCUCCCUGCCUCUCUCCCACUGCAUUCCUGGCUCAGUCUUAGAGGUUUCUAUGCCCCCAUAGAUUCUACCCCUGCCUUCCUGGCCUCUUGAUUCUUGGCUUGCCUCUCCUCCAAUUCCAAACUUAGUGAAAUGGCCUUAAACAUUUUAAAUUGUAUGUAUAAAUUUAGCACAAUCAUGCCUUUUUAAAAGCAUUUCAAAUGUCAAACCAGGAAGGCACACCACUGUAUUAGUUCUAUACUGCUGCUGUAAAAUUUACCACAAACUUAGUGGCUUAGAACAACACAAAUGUAUUGCAAUUCUGUAGGCUGGAAGUCUGACUACAGGUCUCACUGGACUAGAAUCAAGGCUGGCAGGCUGCCUUCCUUCCUGGAGGUUCUAGGGGAGACUCUGUCUCCUGCUUCUUCAGGCUGCUGGCAGAAUCCACAUCCUUUCAGUGGCAGGGCCAAGGUCCCUACUUUCUUGCUGGCUGUAAACUAAGGCCACUUCCAGCUUGUAGAGGCUGCCUACAUUCCUUGGCUCUUGGCCUCCUCCUCCAUCUUCAAAGCUAGCAGUUUCAGUCUGUAUCACGAAACAUUUCUCUGGUUCUCUGCAGACAGGAAAGGUUGUCCCUAAGGACUCAUGAGAUUAGGUUGGGCCCAGCCAGAUAAUACAGGAUAAUCUCCCUCCUCAAGGUUUUUAAUAUUAAACACAUCUGCAGGACACAUUUUGCCAUGUAAACUAACAUUCACUGGUUCCAGGGAUUAAGGAAGGAAACUCUUUUGUUGGGGAAGGGUGGCAUUCUGCUGACCACAGCACCCCAACCAAAAGCCAAAAACCAAAGCAAGACUUACUAACGCAUAUCAAAUAAAUUAAAUGUGCAAAAUAGUGAAUCUCAGUUAUCUUAAAUAUUCCAAUACUAUUUACAAAAUUAUUCUAAUUCUCACACCUUCCAACUCAAAAUUAGUAAUCUAAAAUAAUCUCCAUAUCCUAGAUGGAAACCCUCAUGUGAAACUGUCUGAUUACGCACGGUCCUAAAUGGUUUCAGUGGUAAACACAUAACAUUGUACUACUGAUUAAACUGAACUUAAAAGCAUCAAUACUACCAUUGCUGCACUUAA